Molecule: messenger RNA, 942 nt
Organism: Indicator indicator
Lineage: Eukaryota; Metazoa; Chordata; Aves; Piciformes; Indicatoridae
Gene: ECHDC1
Product: ethylmalonyl-CoA decarboxylase 1
Exons: 5
Biological process (GO): fatty acid beta-oxidation
Cellular component (GO): cytosol
Molecular function (GO): enoyl-CoA hydratase activity
Source: RefSeq, a predicted model, not a curated record
UCAGAAAUGGCCAUUUCACUGUGGAAGAACUUACUUCAGACUACAAAGAAAAGGAUUCUGCAGCAGAGAAGGUUGGGCCUGUACAGUAGUGCUGAUGGUUAUGAGGAGGGAUCAAUAAAGAAGAAACUUCAGCAGUUUGCUGGUGGAUCCAUCAACCUUUCCAAAGAAGACAAUGGCAUUGGAAUACUUACUUUGAACAACCCAAGGCUAAUGAAUGCCUUUACAGGUACUAUGAUGGUGGAGCUCCAGGAGAAGGUAACUGAACUGGAAAACUGGAAGGAUGGCAAAGGCCUUAUCAUCUAUGGUGCAGGAAACACCUUUUGCUCAGGAUCUGAUCUGAAUGCUGUCAAAGCAAUAUCCAACCCCCAGGAUGGGAUGAAUAUGUGCAUGUUUAUGCAAAACACCUUAACCAGGCUGAUGAGAUUGCCUUUGAUCAGUGUUGCACUAAUCCAAGGAAAAGCUUUUGGAGGAGGAGCAGAGCUUACUACAGCCUGUGAUUUCAGGUUGAUGAGCCCUGGGAGUGAGAUUCGCUUUGUCCACAGGCACAUGGGGCUGGUGCCAGGCUGGGGAGGCGGCGCCCGGCUGGUGCGCAUCGUCGGCGCCCAGGCUGCCCUGCGCCUGCUCAGCGGAGCUGACGCGGUGGACCCCGAGACAGCUCUGCGCCUUGGGCUCUCAGAGCAGACCUUGUCCUCUUCAGAGGGAACCAAAGCCUUAGAAGAAGCCCAGGCCUGGCUGAGUCAGCUCACAGAGGGGCCAGCCAGCGUGAUUCGGGCUGCGAAAGCGGUGGUGACGGCAGGCGGAGAGCUGCCACUGGAGGCUGCCCUCAGGACAGAGAGGGAGGUGUUUGGAACGCUGUGGGGUGGCCCUGCCAACCUGGAGGCUCUGCUUAGAAGACCCAAACAUAAAUGACAUUGGAGGCUGGGAAAAUGUUCCUGUCUUGGA